GAUACUUGGGGGAUUACACGCCUGUUUCUUUUGAUAGUUGCUACCAGUGUUCUUAUGGACCUCGUACUCGGCCUGGCGUGGAUGACGACGUAUGGCAACAGCUUCGCAAGGGUUGAAAUCGUCCACGUCGGUGAUGCUCACAGUCGGUAUGACUACUUGGUGAAGUUGAGCUGCUUGGGCAAGAAGAAGAUCACUCAACCGAGGGCGAACGGAAACGCUGAGACAGGGAACACCGAUAAGGCUGCCGGUGAGUUUGAAGAUGCGGCGAUGAAUGAGGGGACGACCGAGGCGGUGAGUGGUCGUAUAUUCCUAGAUAUAAUGGUCAAUGAGUCUUAUUUGAGUUUGCGUAAGAAGAGCUUUUAUAUUUUCAGUAGAAGCCAUGACGCUUCCAAGAUUGCUGCUGAAGAGUAUGAUCGGAUAAACAAGACCUUGGGCCAUCCUUGGGGAGAUGGAAUGAGGGCAAGAUUCCUUCAGGUCGCUAGACGUCAAAACGUUACACCAAAAACUCUGUCUAAUACAAUACGCUUUGGACCUUUUGUCGAACCUGAAAUUCCGUACGACGCCACUUGUUACGAUGAUAUUAAAAUCGAACGAGAAGUACAAAUACAAGCCAAAUACCAUAUGAGUGAGUUAUUCCAAUGGUUUCAGAGCCUGAUAAUACAAGGCCAACUUCCGUCUUCAGUCCCAAUUCAUGAGGCUCGUCGAGCUUCCAACCGCAAGAUGGACAAGGAUGUGAGCGACAAGGAUGUGAGGGACAAGGAAGUGAGCGACAAGGAAAAUAAGGCGGGGGCGGAAGGCGUCAAGCUGUAUUGUGGAUUGAAGUAUGCUCGAGAGUUCUUGAACGUAGCAAGGAAAUCUAAGAAGACAGGUCUUAUUAUUAACUUUUGGAAUUUCUUGUUUCAGCUAACAUGCAAACUGCUGGAGACGGAAGUUAUUGAGGAUCAGUUGUCUUUGAAGCAUGGCUUCCCUGUGAUUAAGCUGAGGAAAUGCGACGUAUUGGUCGCCUUUAUCAAGUCUGGAAUAGAUCAGGAUUUCUACGUAAGCAAACGACGCUACUAUCGAUUCUUUGAAGAGCAUAUGCAGAAGCUAAGGCAUCUGGCUAACCAUCCCAAGAUCGUGUACCCCGAGGCGUCCUGCUCAGCUGAAAUUGCUCAACCCACAUCCACGCGAGUGUCGGAUAGUCUUAACGCAAACGAGCUUAACGCGGCGGGUGUUCAUCAACACGUGUGCGUAAAGGAUUGCUUGCAACAUCUGUUGGGAAAGCAGGUGGCUAAGGACGGAAUGAUGUCGGGCUUGGAUAUCGUCAACUUUACCUCGCUCGAGGGAGAGAAGCUGUAUAUGGCGUUCAUGAUUCGCAAUAUGAAGUGGGUCCCAGCCAAGGCUCUGUACGACCUUUUCACGAGAGGAGGCAAACUAGAAUUGACUCCGCCUCUAGCACGCCAUUUGACCCAAAUGGUGUAUGGUAAGACUCGUGACGACCUACGCGAGAUUAUAGAGUCUUUACCGCGGAAUCAUUGGCUAUAUGAAGGAGAGACCUGUGAGCUGGAGCCCUUCGUUACACCCCGUGCUAAAUUUACUAUGGCAAGGAUCAUGAUCGGCAUGUUCGACUUGAUCUCAAACCAAUCCAAACUUAUUGAAUCGUAUGCUUCAUUGCCAAUAGAGUGCCCACCGCAACGAGCUGCAGCCGUUCAAGAAAAAGGGGGAGAUGGUAAAGGGGGAGACGUUCUUAAGACAAGUAGUGGAAAGAUUGAGAUGUCGUGGGGUAGUGAAGGUGUGACAGCUGAGGAGAAACUUCGAGAGGCUUUGAAUUCUUCAAUAGAUGACGUCCGUCAAGCAGGCUACAGAGCGAUCAGGACGUUUUGCUUGAAGUGGUUGAAUAUCAAUCCGUCUCGAGUAGUGAAGUCAGUUUUGAAAGAAUUGUAUGAGAGAGCUCCACCUCCAAACUCGACGUUUGUGAAGGCUGCUGAGCGUCUUCGGGACUAUGGCAAGUAUGAUGAAUAUGGAGAUUGUCGAACGGAGGAAGUGAAGGGACUUUGGACAAGCUUGGCGGAGCACCCUCUGCAUCCUUGGGUUGUAUCGAGGUGCGCAAUGAUUAUUCGGUUUGCAACGCAGCAUGUACUGCACGACCAGGACCCUAUUCGGUGCACAUGGAUAGAGACAGUGUUGUCCUUACUAGAUAACGCGAGACCGGACUGUAUUAAGAGAUUGCUAGACGCAAUUCAGCACGAACUGGAGUUGUUGAUAUAUAAGUGUUCUCAGGCCAUAGAUAAUUCCGAGCAAACCAGUCAUGCGUGCUCUAGAUUAAUCCAGGAAAUUUGCCGGUAUAGGCCCACCGUUGUUGCCCAGUAUAAUCCCAGACUGUUGGAAGUGUUCCAGUUUUCUAUAAUUAAUGUCGAGGUAGAUCGCUCCUUCCUUUGGACGCAUCAAGAUCAUAAAGCAGUCAUCAACCAUUUUUAUUACGACUGGCAAGAGUGUAUCAGGGACGGCUGUCAAGACGCCGAAAUCGGGUACAAGCCUCAAGGUUUUGGGUCCAAGAAUAAGAAUAAGAAAAAUGAUAAGGAGGAUCAGGAGAAUAAAUUGGAGAUCAAUGAAAUUUCGGAUAAGGAGGAAGAGUUUGUUAUAUCGUCAGUAUUCACCUCCAUACAGGAGGUGGAGAAGUUCUUACUCCAUUAUAGCGACGAGAACCAAGCCAGACUUAGAAAGGAACAAGAAGAGAAGAGGGAACAGGAAAGACUUCGCAAAUUAGAAGGUAAAGGUGAUGAGAAGGUGGAGAAGGUGGAGGCUAAACUAACUCCCGAAGCGCAGGAAUGGGAGUACACACCGUUCUUCAGGACUACCGCAUGUACUCGAUUCCCUUAUCUGAAGAAAAAAUGCGCGCUCUCUAUUGUUGAGGAUUUCUUUUAUGACACUGAAAAGCUGGAAGCCCUCCGCCGUUGGGGUAAGGACACAAUGUUUAUAGAGGCGCUAAUGAAGCAUUACCGAGAGAGUGACUCAAAGAUCAGCAAGGAAGUGGAAGGAUUGUUUAAAGGAUACGUACGUUGUGGGCAUAAAAACAAAAGAGAUAUAAGAAGAUCAUUUGGUGAAAUGGAGAGAGAAUAUCUUAUUAAGUUCGACGUAGGAGUAGAGCUCCGUUUAAGAAUGACUAUGGGCACUAAUGUUCAUAAGUUAGUAGAUCGUAUCGUUCACCUUUACAAUUCAUCAGCGGUUGUCCAAAUGUGGUGUAUUAAAGAUCUGAUGAGAAGUAAUAUGAAUUAUUACCAGAAGUGUUACCUCUUCCAACAAGCAUAUGACAAUCGAGUGGAGUGCAUUAAAUUGAAGACUAAAAAGAUGGUGGGUAUGUUACAGUAUUUUGAAGAUAUGUUUUCCUUCAUGAUCGAUAGCUGGAAGUUACUAGCUUCGCCCACUCUUUUAGAACUGAGACGGUUGUCAGCCGGGCCAGAUAUACAUGGUGUGGAAGAUCAAAUAUAUACACGCCGUAGUGAAUUCUCUAGUGGCGGAGAAAAUGGCAUCGCUGUCUAUGAGUUGUCUCCGAAAAUUUGGUGUACACGAGCUAAAAUGAUAUUGGAUAUGGCACGACUACAAGCUAGUCCCGGGAUUAAUAAGAGGACAUGGUCCGAGUUCAGUUCUGAUUAUUUUGAUCUUUGUUAUAUGCCUUAUAUGGAUAGCUUCAUGAGAUCGUAUCCACCUAAUGUUUGCCAAAAGGCUUUGUUGAACCAGACGCAGCUGUUGAUCUAUAACUUGGGUUGUCACAAUAAACUGUGGAGACGGGCGCCAAUGCAUGUAAGAGAUCAAACAGCUAGGUACCAGGCUCUCCUGUACAGUAGGGUACUCAAAGGUGACGAUCUACCUUCGGGUAUGCAACUAACUGAUUCUUUGGAAUCAUCUUCUGGACACAUGGAAGCUAUGACCUGGAAAUGCGGGCAUCUAUUCCCAGAGCGGAUUUUGUGGAAACGCACUCCCUACCAUAGACACUGUCAGCAGCAUAAGUAUGCAGAACUAUCACAAAACAUGCUCUACCACAGGCAUCAUGUUAUUGACGGUCUUGAUGGAAACCGAUUUUGGAUACCUUCAGACCUCGAUAUUUGCCACAUGUUGCCAAAGAAUGCUUAUUCACCUGCGGAGCGAGACGACAUGCGCAAAAAAUUGAAGGAACUCAACAUACCAAACGUCCAAAACGGUCACAGCGUUAUCAAGUCGGAUACUGAAAGCAAUUCUUCAUGGAACCAAGAUACCACAGAUGGGAAUGCUGCAUCGAACGGUCCUUCGAACAGCAAGGAAGUGAGUAUGGAUGUGAACGAGUCACCGAAGUGCCAGGAAACAGAGGAAAGGACGAAGGUGCAUAUACCUCGAUGUGUUCGACGAGACUUGACCCGUUACAUUGCUUUUGUCCUACGAAAUGAUGAACUCAAAAUACAACAGGAUCGUUUAGGCUUGGCUGCGUGGUUUGUCCCAGUGUCCGCCUUCAAUAACGAAUCUAAUGGCGUUGCUCUCAUUUCACGGGCCGAGAUCCAGGAGGUUAAUCUUAGCUUCGCAGACUGGGAUGAGACGAAGAUCGUUUCGGAGAUCAGCAAACUAGUAGACGAAUGUUUAUCGCAGAGUCAGGUACACAGGUUUAAUUUGUCCUACUACAUGCCGUCGGAUCGCUGCGCUAUAAUGCCGCUGUUGUCAAAACGCACCAGAGAAGAAGUGCGUAAAAGUGUGUGCGAUCGGAUCGCGAAGCAAUGCAUAAGACUAACUAGUAGCCCAGUGGAUGUCCGCAUUAUGACGAUGGACUCACCGUCGUAUAAAUCGUCCAUGCUGCUGUCCUACGAUGAGCCGGUGUUACACUUCUUGGGCAGAGAGCCUUGCAGAAAUCCUUUCAGGUUCUGGGAUCGCGCCCGACAGUUAGCGCUGAAGAGCCGAAAUACACAAUUGUAUGCCGAAGCGAUGUACCUUGCAUUGCCCAGAAGGGACGCUCAUCAUUCGAAAAAUCUGUGUCCGAGAGCUGAUUUCCACAAAAUACUGAAAACUCUCGAUCAACUUGUCCACAACAGCAGCUUGACUGCUUUUGACGACCAAAAACAACAACCGUUGCCAGGCCCACAGCAUACCAAAACGGAGCAUACAAAUACGGAGAAGGCAGAGGGUUCGGAAGAGGAGAUGGGUUCGGAAGAGGAGAUGGGUUCGGAGGAAGAGUUGAGUGGAUGUAGUUUGAGAGAGUAUGUGAACAAUGCGAGACAGCAUCCUACUACGGACUUUAGCGUUUCCAGCCGACGCAAGUUAGCGAGAAGAGUGUGGUUGUUGAACCACACACCAUUUAGGAACUACGGUGUGGUUCCUAUCGCACCGAUAGCGGAUGAGUGCGAGGAGUUUUACUCCCGUAAUAAUUGCAAACACAUUUUGGAUGAGCACAUACGAACUUUCGAUAACCGUGAUAUGAAGCGUGCGUGUCACUACAGACAUGCGUACAAGACGAUGCAUGAGAUCUUGAACGCCGGUGUCGAAGCAGAGCUGCGCAGCCUGGAAAUAAAUCCCAGCGAGAAACUGCCUUGGCUGCAACUUCAACACGCCCCGCUCCCUGAAGGGGAAGCACCGCCAAAGCCAGAAGGAGAUUGGCUGGCCGGUUAUAGCAAGUACGAGUACAAGGUCAAGGUUGAAAAGGCUACAAAAGACGCGCCUUCGCGCAUUCGAGUGGAGUGCGCGACGAACGAGUCUGCGACGGACGGCAUCAGCGGUGUUGCUGAAGAAUCGGGCUGCUGCACGGCAUGCGGCUACACGGCCUACGACGAGGCGUUGGUGGAGCGUAUAACUCUCUCGUUGCUCAGCCAAUUCCGACAGUGGUAUGCCGCCGAACAAUCGCCUAUGUUCGAACAUUACCGAGUCAUGGCACUUAACUACGUCCGCCAGUGGCCCCUUAUCACCACCAACUCGCCCAAAAGCAUCCCCAAUGUCCCCGGCUUAAUGGAACGCAUCUGUAACCUAAUUCCCGACGACGAAUUCCUACUCACCAAACGCAGCCACAUUCUAGACCGCAAGAUUCUUACUACACUCACCCACUCUUCUAAACGAGCCAACACAGACCCGGACUCGUACUUCCAGUAUCUCUACGCUCUCAUGCAUCAACAUAAAUCCAUUGGUUGGGAAUCAUACGUGGCCAACUACCAAGAUGUCAGCGGGAUGUAA
Messenger RNA from Gregarina niphandrodes, 6162 nucleotides. Its product is annotated as putative transmembrane protein. The record is from RefSeq and is a predicted model, not a curated record. The transcript has 3 exons. The annotation marks the transcript as partial. NCBI's taxonomy places the organism in Eukaryota, Apicomplexa, Conoidasida, Eugregarinorida, Gregarinidae.